[Torrubiella] hemipterigena is the source of this 1494-nucleotide messenger RNA. NCBI's taxonomy places the organism in Eukaryota, Fungi, Ascomycota, Sordariomycetes, Hypocreales, Clavicipitaceae. The record is from the annotation of a GenBank genome assembly.
AUUGUCACUGACUCUUAACCCCGACAAACAACACCACGCGACCAUCCUACCGUCAUCUAUCAGCGCUCUAUAAAUAUCAGUAAAAAUGGUGCAAACGAGCAUCCUUCUUUUCCUCGCCUCUCCGCUCGUUAGUGCGGCCCAUGGCAGCAGAGGCAGCUCUGCCCAGGCUCCUCUCGUAGCGCCUGAUGGUCAGCAUCACCAUGUUGAUCCAGCGAUUCUCAGCGCGCUCAAGCAUUUCUCCGACCCCGUCGAUGCGCUUACCUUCCUGAACCCUGAAAUGGCAGAGAAACUCGCUGAGCCGCGUCUGCUCCGAAUUGCAGGCGAGAGAGAACCGCGCAUGCUCACCGAGGGCGACAAGAUGCGUCUACGCCGUAACCACACCAAGUUUGCAGACAUUACCGACUUCCAAGAUCUGUAUCAAGACAAUGUCUCUGCUAUGUCUGGAAAGGCCCAUCUGCCCAACUUUACCCACCAGAGCCUCAUAAAGCCGCUGUUCCCGCAAAUCUCAACGACUGAGAUGCACGACUCUCUCAAGACGCUCUCGUCCUUCUACACACGCUACUCGCACAGCACCACUGGCGAGCAGAGCGCCGUAUGGCUGCACGACCAAAUCGCAGAGAUCAUUAAAAAUGCGCCUUUCCAUACACGCAUUUCUCUCAGCUACUUUACGCAUGACUUUGCGCAGCCAUCCAUCAUCGCCCGCUUCGAGACAAAGGUGGCAGAUGCCUCUCUCCCACUUACCAUCCUGGGUGCGCACCAGGACUCAAUGAAUUACCUGUUCCCGCUGCUCCCAGCUCCAGGUGCUGAUGAUGAUGGUUCUGGAACCAUUACUAUCCUCGAGGCGUUCAAGGUUCUCGCCAACAGUGGAUAUAUUCCCGAGCGCGGACCGGUCGAGUUCCACUGGUACGCUGCUGAGGAGGAUGGUCUACUUGGAAGCCAGGCCGUCGCCAAGUUUAAAAAGGAAACGAACUCGACAAUUGGUGCCAUGAUGGAGUUUGAUAUGACGGCGUUUGUGGCCCGCAACGCAACAGAGGAGAUUGGAUUCAUUGAAUCGGAAGCUGACCCUGCGUUAACCAAGUGGGCGGCCAAUUUAGCGAAAGAGUACUCGACCAUUCCCGCCAACAUCCACGUGCUGCCUCCUGGUGCCGGCUCCGACUACAUGUCCUUUUCAAAGGCAGGUUUUCCUAGUACAUUUGCGAGCGAAGGGAACCCGUCAUCUGGUAACGGCAAAUAUACCGGAGACUACGAUCCGUACGUCCAUUCCACCCGCGACACAAUGUACAUUGACGACGAAACGGGUGUAUUUUCUGUCGAACACAUGGCUCGCUUUGCUGAGCUUGCUAUUGCCUUUGUCGUGGAACAGGCCGGCUGGAACAACGUCUGGAGGUAGACAGCGAAUAUAUAUCCACCGCAACAGCUUGCCGUAGAUAAAUUUAUUAUGUAUACAAUUUUAAUGUAAAUUUAAAAUAAAUAUCUACGUAAAGACUCUACCCC